Heterostelium album PN500 is the source of this 1143-nucleotide messenger RNA. RefSeq names its product PCI domain-containing protein (gene psmD13). The transcript is spliced from 6 exons. NCBI's taxonomy places the organism in Eukaryota, Evosea, Eumycetozoa, Acytosteliales, Acytosteliaceae. Gene Ontology annotation, molecular function: structural molecule activity. The coding region runs from base 1 to 1143 and encodes 380 amino acids. Gene Ontology annotation, biological process: ubiquitin-dependent protein catabolic process. Gene Ontology annotation, cellular component: nucleus; cytosol; proteasome regulatory particle, lid subcomplex. The record is from RefSeq and is a predicted model, not a curated record.
AUGACAAAACCACUUGAAUUUUUAGAUCACUUAAAAGUUAGUUUCCCAACUUUGAUCGACCAAAUACAAAAACUUAGAGAAUAUUAUGAUAAUAAAUUAUGGCAUCAGUUAACCACACAAAUUGAAGAAUUCAUUGAGAAUCCACAAUUGUUGCAAAAGAAAGAGUUGAUCAAUCUCUACGAAUUGUUUAUUAAGGAUUUCGAAACAAAGCUUAAACCAUUGAGUUUGGUAUCGAUUUGCAUUGUCAUUAGUUCUCAAUUAGAUAAUGAAGGAUCAAUGAAAUUCAUUCAACAGAUUUCAGAAAAGGUAAAGAAGGAUAAGUCAGGUUACAUUCUAUCGUUGUCAUUCAUUGCAUCCAGACAUCUCGAUGCACACCAAAUCACAGAGGCCAAGCAAACCAUUGAGACCGCCAGAGAGGAACUCAAGGGUAUCACCGGUCUCGAACCAAUCGUAUAUGCUACAUUCUAUCAAGUUUGUACUAAUUAUUGCAAGUUGAAGAAAUCAUAUGGUGAAUUUUAUCAGAAUGCAUUACUCUAUUUAUCAUACACCAGAUUGGAAACACUCUCUGUUUCAGACCAACAAACACUCGCAUUUGAAUUGGGUAUUGCUGCCAUCAUUGGUGAGAAUGUAUAUAGUUUCGGUGAUUUAAUUGUACAUCCAAUUCUUAGAUCUUUGGAGAAUACAGAGGCUGCUUGGCUCAUUCAUCUAUUGAAGGCAUUCAAUAUCGGUGAUAUUGCACAAUACGAACAAUUAUUAGCAAAAUAUCGUGAUUCUAUUUCUAAAGUUGCCGAUUUGAAUAAUAAUCAACAACAAUCAUUACAGAAAAUAGCAAUUCUAUCAUUGUUGGACCUUGCUUUUAGAACACCAUCGGAUAAGCGUAUUCUUCCAUUCCAAACUAUUGCACAAACCACCAAGUUGCCACUCGGUGACAUUGAAUAUCUCUUGAUGAAGGCAUUGUCAUUGAAUUUGAUCAAGGGUAACAUCGACCAGAUCGAUCAGAACAUCAUGAUCACAUGGGUCACCCCAAGAGUCUUGGAUCUCAACCAAAUCGCUACAAUGAAAGGUAAAAUCCUUGAUUGGACCAGCAAGACUCAGAUGUCUCUUGGUAUCUUGGAGACAGACACCGUUGAUCUCGUUGUUUAA